AUGUAUAGGCAGAUACGAGUUGAGAAAAGUCAUUGUGAUUAUCAGAGGAUUGUUUUUAGAUUCUCUCCUGAUGAAGAGUUACAGGAAUUUCGGCUAUUAACAGUAACUUAUGGUGUAUCGUCUGCUCCUUUUCUUGCUUUAAGGACUUUGUUGCAGCUGAGUGAAGAUGAAGGUAGAGAGUUUCCCCUUGCCGCUGAAGUUUUGCGUACGAGUACUUAUGUUGACGAUAUAGUGUGUGGUGGUGAUACCUUAGAAAUUGCGCUAGAUCUUCGGAAUGAGUUGAUAUCCUUGUUAUCUCGAGGUCAGUUUGAAUUGCGUAAGUGGUCGAGCAAUGAUAUGCGAUUAUUAGAAGGUCUACCGGAGUCGCAUAUUGGUAAGAAACCUAUUUCCUUUGAUGAUAAUAGUUGUUCGUCACCUCUAAAAAUCCUUGGACUUGUAUGGAAUGCACAGUUGGAUUGUUUUUCUUUUGAAGUGACAGCUCUGGACAAAUCUUGUACUAAGAGAAGUAUGUUGUCUGAAUUGGCCCGAGUGUUUGAUCCUGUAGGGUUUCUAGCUCCCAUGACUUUGUUCACGAAGCACCUUAUCCAACGUUUAUGGUUGUCCGGAAUCGACUGGGAUGACUCUCCUCCAGACUCAAUUUGUAAAGUUUGGAACCAGUAUAAGGAACAACUGUUAUCCCUUGCACAGCUUGAAAUACCUAGGUGCAUGUUCGUGUCCAGGUAUAUUUGUUGUGAGGAACGCCUUUCUCCUAAUAGUUGGUUUUAUGUUCCUUCUGCUCAGAAUCCCGCUGAUUUGGCUUCCAGAGGUGUUUUACCUGCUCUAAUGUUGGAGCAAUCUUAUUGGUUUGCAGGUCCUGAGUUUUUGUAUAACACCGAUCCCAUUCCAGACGCUUCCUGUUGCUUUUCUGAGUGUGCUGAAAUGCUUGAUGAGGAGCGUACGGUAACUUUGGCUUGUGUUAAUGAUGAUAAUUUUCUUGAGAAUCUAUUGAAUGACAUUUCCGAUUUCUCGUUUAUACGACGACUUAUAGCUUGGAUCUUGAGGUUUGCUUGGAAUUCAAAAUUCCCCAAUGAUAAGAGAGAAGGUCCCUUAAGUUCAAAGGAACUUUAUGAGUCGUUGAUUAUGCUAGUAAAAUAUACUCAACAUCGAUAUUUUGAAAGGGAGUUCGAGGGAAAUGUUUUUUCCAGACCUUUGCGAAAGUUGUCCUGCUUUAUCGAUGAUCAAGGAGUAUUACGGGUUGGCAGUCGUCUUAGAUAUUUGUUUCGAUUGAUAAGAAAUUUCCUUGCAUCCUACCUCGCGAAAGUCCAUUAA
This is a messenger RNA of Diabrotica virgifera virgifera (western corn rootworm), 1308 nucleotides long. RefSeq lists its product as uncharacterized. The transcript is spliced from 2 exons. Lineage: Eukaryota; Metazoa; Arthropoda; Insecta; Coleoptera; Chrysomelidae. The record is from RefSeq and is a predicted model, not a curated record. The coding region runs from base 1 to 1308 and encodes 435 amino acids.